Scophthalmus maximus (turbot) is the source of this 7853-nucleotide messenger RNA. RefSeq names its product insulin receptor substrate 1-B. Gene Ontology annotation, cellular component: cytosol; plasma membrane. The record is from RefSeq and is a predicted model, not a curated record. Bases 931 to 4776 code for a protein of 1281 amino acids. The transcript has 4 exons. Lineage: Eukaryota; Metazoa; Chordata; Actinopteri; Pleuronectiformes; Scophthalmidae. Gene Ontology annotation, molecular function: phosphatidylinositol 3-kinase binding; insulin receptor binding. Gene Ontology annotation, biological process: insulin receptor signaling pathway.
GAGCUGUUGAAAGCGUCUGUUGUCGUUUUAAGUUGUGUAAACUAUUUUUCUUUUUUUCCAGCGUACUCAUAAAAAAAACAACAACUUCUCAAUCGCUACAGGGGGGCAGUGGAACGCGCACGCACCCAAAAAAUAAAUAUGUUUGACCCCCGCAGGUCGGGAGCUCCGCGGUCCGAGCUCGGGGCGGGGUCCGUGAACGCACCGCGGCUCCAGAGUACUAGUACGGCGCCGAGUGACAGUCCCGCUCCACGGUAGCUGCUCCGCCGCACCGCCGCUCCCCGCACCGCGGCAACUGGACCAGAGCCGAGCAGGGCAGGGGCAGGGGGUGGGGGGAACCAGGCAGACCGAGAGACGCGCGGUGUGCAGCGGCAGCAGCGGCAGCAGCAGCAGGACGGGCUCCGUGCGCUGUAAUGCGCAGCGAACGGGAUUAAAGCGCUCAGACGGCGGCGGCAGUAGUAGUGGAUAGGAGCGGGGGGAGCUCCGCGCCGCAGCCCUCGCCGCGUGUGCUCGCGCCCCCGUGUGCGCCUGGAAAACUUGCGGCGCCCCGUCCGCGAAAUUCGAAACAACCGCUCGGAGAAAGGAAAGGGAACUAACGACAGAGUCCAGCCCGAGGUAAACGAAAACAAAAACAAAGACGGAACCGCGGUCCACGUUUGACCUCGCGGCGGUGGCGGCGGCGGCGGCGGCGACCACCCGGACCGACCUCCGCCUCGCCGCUCACAUGCCCGCGUCGACGUGGGGCGGAGGGAGGGCAGCGGAGCCGGCGGACGGUUGAAGCAGCUCGCCGGAACUCGCAGCAAACCACUGACACCACUACUACUACUAAUAAUAACAACAACAACAACAACAACAACAAUAAUAAUAAUAAUAGUGAAAACGGCAAGUUUGUUUGCAGUUGGACUCGCGGCAGGCGGCCGGCUGUCAGUCGCCAUGGAGGGCCAAGCGGGCGAGCUCCAGAGCUGCGAGGACGUGCGGAGGAGCGGCUACCUCCGCAAGCAGAAGUCCAUGCACCGGCGCUACUUCGUGCUGCGCGCCGCCUCGGAGCGCGGCCCGGCCCGCCUGGAGUACUACGAGAGCGAGAAGAAAUUCCGCGGCAAGGCCCCGGUGCCGAAGAAAGCGCUGGCGCUGGAGACCUGCUUCAACAUCAACAAGCGGGCCGACGCCAAGAACAGGCACAUGAUCGUGCUGUACACGCGGGCCGAGAGCUUCGCGAUCGCCGCGGACAACGAGGCGGACCAGGACGAGUGGUACCAGGCCAUGGUGGAGCUGCAGUGCAAAAGUAAGAACCUCACUGACAGUGGCGCUGCGGGGGACUAUGGCAUACCUAAUCCUGGGCCUGCGUUCAAAGAGGUGUGGCAAGUGAAGGUGUGGCCCAAAGGCUUGGGUCAAGCCAAAAACCUUGUGGGCAUCUACCGCCUUUGUCUGACUGACAAGACAGUCAACUUCGUCAAGCUCAACUCUGAUGCUGCUGCUGUGGUGCUGCAGCUGAUGAAUGUCCGCCGCUGUGGCCAUUCAGAAAACUUCUUCUUUGUUGAGGUUGGACGCUCUGCCGUGACAGGCCCGGGCGAGUUCUGGAUGCAGGUGGAUGAUUCAGUGGUGGCCCAGAACAUGCAUGAAACCUUGCUAGAGGCAAUGAAGGCAUUGAGCGAGGAGUUUCGCCAACGCAGCAAAUCUCAGUCUAACUCCGGCCCUGGAGGGGGUGCUACUGCUUCUAACCCUAUCAGUGUUCCGUCACGCCGCCACCACCCAAACCCUCCUCCCAGCCAGGUGGGCUUCAACCGCCGUCCCCGAACUGAGCCUCCUGGAGGCGCAAACAGUGGAGCAGGAGGCAACAGUGCCAACGCUUCUCCAACCCCACGGGAUAUCUUCCCGAGGUCUCGCACUGCCAGUGAUGGAGGGAAAUGUGAGGAUGGGAUGAACAUGACCACACCGCUCCAAGGUCCGGGCUCCAGCCCCUCCACCAACGGCUCCUGUUCUACCACCCCAAUCCUCAGGUCGAAGUCAGCUCGUUCAGUCCCAACCACAGCUGCUAAAACCCCUCUUGGGCUGAUGCGCUCCAUCUCCACCCCAGCACCCUCCCCAGCCCAAAGCCUCUCAUCUAGCUCUGGGCAUGGCUCUGACUUUGGAGGUGUACCAUCUUCUGGUAUUGGUCCAGGGUGUGGUACCUACAGUCAUGUUCCCUCCCAUCGUGCCUCUGUCUCAGGCUCCCCCAGUGACUACGGCUCCUCAGAUGAGUACGGGUCUAGUCCAGGGGAUCACACUCUCCUUCCCUCCCCAAGCCUCCCCGGAAGCUCUGUUAGUAGCGUCAGCAGCCAAUCUCUUUGCGAGGAGGGAGCUAACUACAUCCUGAUGGGCCAACGUAGUGGUGGGGGUGGCAGUGGCACCAGUAAUCAAGGGAGCUUGACAUCCAGUUCACUGCCAGCACCAGGAACACCAGCCUGUGGCUCCCAACCCCAUACCAGGAGAGUGUUACGUCGGUCCUCCAGUCGUGAAUGUGAAGCUGAACGAAAGCUGCUGAGCAAGCGGGCUUCAUUACCUCCUAUGACCCUGGAGAGGCUGGCUCCACAUCAGCAUAGAGCUGAGGAACCAGCAGAUGAAGAUUCAGCAGAUUAUGCCAUCAUGUCAAGGAGCACAAGCCGCGAGUCCUUCGCUUCCUCCUCUUCCACACAGAGGGAAAUUGUCAUGGGUGUUGGCUCAGCAGGGGCAGGAGGAUACUUGGAUGUGGUGGGAGAGUUCAAAAGUGAAGAGAGUGGAGGAGCAGUUGGUAGUGUAGAUUUAGGUGUUGACAAUGGGUAUAUGUCCAUGCUGCCUGGCGUCACUCAGCCUCCAGCAUCCCUAUCCCAGUCCUUGGCUGUUGCUGUCCCAGACUCAGAUUCAAAACCUGCUGACGAUUACAUGGCCAUGACCCCUAAUAACAGCGUGUCCCCUCCACAGCAAAUCCAGCCUCCACCAGCUUCUGAUGGCUAUAUGAUAAUGUCCCCCAAUAGCAGCUGCUCCCCUGACCAGCGUGGAGGUCUCGCUGGAGGGGCUUGGAUGGGCAGUGGCAGUGCAGACAGCAGGGCAGGCAGUGACUAUAUGAACAUGUCGCCAAUCAGUGCACGCUCUGUAAAUGGCAGUCCCCCGCCUCCUGAACACACCAGUCAUAUGGAGACCAGCUCUCAACAGCCAACCCCCAAGAUGGUGUAUUCGUACUAUUCCCUUCCCCGGUCAUACAAACAUAAUCCUUCUGCCGGACACUUUGACGAUGGGCCUGGACGAGGCAGAAGGCCCAAUGGGAGUUGUAGUAGGGGAAUGAGUGGAGGUAGGACAAUGGGAGGGCGUCAGGAGCAAGCAGCAGCAGGCAACUCAGUGGUCGGACGCCACCUGUCACUGUCCUCUUCCUCAUACUCCUCCAGCUCAGCCAGCAGUGAGAGCCUUGGUGAGAGCGAGGAGCGAGCUACCCAGGCAGUGAGCACCAUGGCUGGGGGACCUCAGUCCAAAGAUGGGAGUAAGCUCCAGCAGAGACGGGGCUCUGGCGGGUUGUCCAAGCAGGGUAGUCAUAGUAGAAGCAGACCAGUGAGCCUGUUUGUUGACGUAUCCAAGGCUAAUACCCUUCCUAGAGUCCGUGAGAACCCCCUGCCUCCCGAACCUAAAAGCCCUGGGGAGUAUGUAAGCAUUGAGUUUAAGGGGGAGAAGUGCAGCCAGACUGGGGUUGUAGGGGGGCGUGGCAGGGGUCUCCGGCAUGGCUUAUCACUGCCUCAUUGCUCAAGCAGCCAGAAUCCUCAACACAGGCCAACUUCUUGCCUAGGUAACUUUGUCACCCUCUCCCAUAGCCCCUCUGCUCCCAUCACUCCCCCAGCUGCCUCUGAAUAUGUCAACAUGGACCUGGGCCCUUCUCCGUCCCCUUCACCCCUCUCCCUUACCACACUAGUUUUCCCAUCUUUUCACACACCUCCCACGCCUCCAACUCUUGCUCAUGCGCCAAAAGCUUGUGAUGAGGGUAUUACUGGCCCCCGGGAAGAGGGGGUGGAAGUGGCUGAAGCCCCACUUAGGAAAAGCAGAGACAGUGCUCCAUCUGUGGCUGAGUCUGAGUCCCCUACGUCAUGUGGAGACUACACAGAGAUGGCCUUCAGCUUGAAUAGCAACAACGUCCCUAGGUCAUCAUCCAGUAUCUCGCCCAAAGCCCCUUCCCCCACCAGGACUGAUCCUUCUGUUCCAGUAUUGUCACGGGGUCUAGACUUCCCCCUUGCGAAACCCGGACUCAAUCCAGACCACGGGGCAAAAGUUAUCCGAGCCGACCCCCAAGGACGCAGACGACAUUGCUCAGAAACCUUCCUUGCCUCGCCUUCCCUCCCCACCUCUACCUCCACUUCAUCUUCGUCCACUGCCUCCCUAUUUCCAGAACACACCCAAGCCGUGGCCCGUCGGCUAGGCUUUGAAAGUAUGCUGUGGGGGAAUGGUGCAGUGACUGAUAGCCCCACUCAGUGCCCCCUCGCUGGACAACAGUCUCUUCCCACAAACACUCAAACUUCAUCCACAGAGCAAGGUCUUAACUAUAUUGACUUGGACUUGGUCAACAAAGAGAGCCCCCAUUUGGGCCUGGAUGGACCCUCAGGUAGCCAGGCCCCUUCUCGCCUCUUCUCUGUGCUGGGUGGAGGUUCUGGGAUUGGGGGGGUGGGCGCAGCAGUUGGCAGCAGCAGCAGUUCCAGCCUCAACACUUACGCCAGCAUUGACUUCUACAAAUCAGAGGAGCUGCGGACACAUCAGAACGGAAACAAGGAGGGAACAGAGUGUUGAUGCCGGCGCGUCGUCCUUGGGGAAAACAAUCUGGUACCACUCCGAGAGCUGCAAGCCCCGCCUGUUCCUCUUCGUGAACAGCCAAUUGCAUCGAAAGGAGCAGCUGGAAUCGGACACGCCCCCUGAAGCACUUUGACAGAGACUGAUGGAGAAGGGUCUUCUUCUCCUUUUCUCUUCCCCCCCCCCCCCCCCCCCCCCCCCCCGGUCGCUUUCAUCUUGUUGGAUAUGGAAACCCAACAGGGACGUGUGCCAAAUUACAUUCUUCAAAAGACGUUGCUGCUCUCAUUUCCUUGAGUGACAGCCAAUCAGAGAAAGGUACAAAAAAGUGGAGGAUUUUAUUUUGUUUUGUUUUUUUGAAUCUCCUCCAAGCGGAAGAAAAACAUAAGAACUCAAAUCACGAAGCGUACGACGGCGGCUGAUUAUCAUGCGUACGAAAAAGAAAACAUAUGUUGAACUAUAUACACCGCGUCUGCUCAAAAAGUGCCUCAUUUUCAGACUGUAGCUGUUUUGCAAAGAACUUACAACUUAGCCACGACUAAGUGAAGCUUUGGAUUCUUAUUCUGAUUUUUGCGCUUAAUUUGCUGUAGUGACAAAAAAAAACAACAACAAAAAAAUCGCAGCAGAAGAUGUCGACACGAGUGGGGGCCACUUUUCGCCACGUUCAUGUCACGCAGAACGGAUGGUACGUUGUGUGAUCACAGUCAGCACUGUACCGUGCAACACCAUAUCCGUUGAGUUUGGGUUGAAUGAAGGACUCAUAGUUGCGACUUACAGGUUGAUGCAAAUGACACACUGACAUAAAUCAGUUAUGAUGUGAACGUGGCAUUGUCCGCUCACAUAAGCGAUAUGACGGUACUAGCUAAUCCGCUGGCCUUCCUGUUCUACUGUGAGAAAUAUUAGCAUAGCAGCCGUUAGCUUACUGCUCAUUAUAACGUGUCACUUUUUCCCCCGUCUGUGUCCCCCUCCCCCUUUUCUUUUCACUCCUCGCUUUUUUUUUUAUCAAAGCCAUACGCCGAAAGUAUUAAACUCACAGGUUUGUUUAAAAAAAAAGAAAGAAAAGAGGGCACCUGUAUCGGGGAGAUACAUUAGCUCGCUUGCUAGCUCACGAGCGCUAGUUCGGAUUAAGAUAUUAGCGGCCCCGCCGGGACGUAAAUACCCCGUCCCGCUGACUGCAGCUCAGGUUGAGGACCCCCCCCCACUACAGAGCCAAGCAAUCCCAUUAGCGCUGUUAGCUCCAGACACAGUGUCUCACCUAAUCCCCUUUGUCUCAGGACGCUCAAUGGCGUAAGGUGCGCACAGUCGAGGAUAGAGGCCCUAUCAAUAGCCAUGCUAAUGCUAGCUCGGUUGCGGUCAGCACACUGCUUUUAGCGCCUAGAAGCGGGUCAGCCGUUAUUUCAAUCAUGUCAGGAUAAAAGACUGCUAAUUUGUUCUUACUCAUUUUAUACAAUACCAGGUACCAUGUAUUUAAGAAGAUGGUUUUUACACUUUUAAAUUUUUAAACCGGCUCAAUUGACCCUAAAUUCUUAUUUAAGCCUCUCUGUUUCUGUGUCCCCCCCCCCCCGUCUUUUAGCUCUUACUUUAAUCUCCGCUAUGCAUCAGCACUUAAGUGCCUGUCUGUCCUGUUCGCCUGCCCGUCUCUCUGCCCCCCGCCCCCCCGACUUAGCAUCUAGCACUAAUAGGGCCGUCCCAGCAGAAUAUAUAUCAAGUCUAUUUUUGUGUCUAUUUUUGUCUCUUUAUUUGUUGUACAGUUCUCAUGAAAUAUCCUGAUUGUGUUUUGUUUCGAGUGUGAAAUUGAUCCGUCACAUGAGUUGACAAGACAGCCGAGGCCCCAGCCGCGGGCGUCCUGGACUGUUUCAUUUCGUUCGGUAACGGAGGACUCGGGGCCGUUGCGGGGCCAUCAGUGCCAAAUCGCAACGACGACGACGACAACAACAACAACAAAAAGACGAAGCUGUUCUCCUCUCCCUCCGACAGCGCCUCAAAAUGCAACCUUCAGCUCUCAAGUCUGGACGCAUUGCUUUGCUUUGUUUCAACGAUGUAACCAGUAGUCUGCUACUGUGUCUCCUGGAGAUAAAGGUCGUUGUGAAGACUUGCGUAGGCUUUAACCUUGGAUGAUUUUUCUCUCUGACCUUGAACGCAGCAUCAUAAAGAAAAGUGCAUGAAGAGAAAGACAAAGGCCACCGCGAAAACGACAACAACAACACGUCUGAAAUUUGUGUGUGCGUCGACUUUGUGCUCGUGCGUUUCCCUGCCUGCCUUGGGAAGUUCAUGAACUUUUCUCACUCUGGUCACAUAACUGUCGGGGGGCCGGGAGCACAACAAUGCAGCUCAAUUACGACCAGAUUGGGAUCUGUGGUCGUAAUUGCCCCGUAAUGCUGGUCGGCAAUGCAGAAGUUGAAGAAAAACAAUUGUCCUUCAAACCAGCUUCAGCACAUAAAUCCAGGACUUUCACGCGGACUCGCAAAGCAAACACGUGACGAUCCGGUUGAAAUGAUUCUUAUGUACUUUGGAGAUGUUCUCAUACUGAAACCCAGCAGUUUUCCACCGCCAAAACAGAAAUGCUUAAAAGGUACUCGUAGUUUUUUAAAGAAAAACGCACAAACAGACUCGCUUUCAGUCAACUGACGUUAUUAUCCUGCCGUGUGGAGCCCCCAUCCAGCUCUGAGCAUUAAUGAACUUCUCAAUAACCCACGUUUUUACGGCCCACAGUCCGGACGUUUGUUUUGGGCUUUGACUGCCCCGUGGCAAAAGGCCUCGAUGGUCACAGCUGCAUAUCACCAAUGAGGUUCCUCGGGGAGAGCUCAGACAAAAGGGGGUGGUUGGACAGUGUACGUGGCCGCAUGAUUUCAUCCAUUGCAUUGUCGAGUGUGGAGAGAUAUUCAUAACUUGUGCAGGAGAAGUGCUGCUGCUGCUGCUGCUGCUGUUCUAAAAAUGUUUUUAUCCCUUCCUCCUGUUCCUCUGAGGGAUGGUACUGAAUGGGAAUAUUGUGAAAUUUGCCAUUGAUGUAGACAGUUUUACUUCUGUUGCUUGAGAAAAAUCUUGACUAAAAAAAAAAAAAAAAAGAGUCAAACAACAAA